AUGUCACGCACCAAGCUCAAAGCACGAAAGCUGGGUUCGAAGAAGCGGAAAAGAGAUGAUCAGGACAACGACAAAGACAAAGACAAUGAGAAUAUCAAACAACGUCCUACCAAGAAACCAAAUUUGUCCAAAUCGAAGGCUAUCGAGUUGCCGCAAAGAUCGAAGUCGACCCAAUCAUUUGAGCCCACGGCGUCCCCAGAAGUCGGUGCCUCACCUGAAACCAUUGCCUCACCAGAUCCCUCACUCCUAGCAGACCAGUUUGCAAACGCAGUCCGCAAGCACUUUUCCGAGAGUAGUUCAAUUGAACUCGAAGAACAGUAUCUACCUACAAAGGCAUUCUGCGACACCACGAAGUUCAGCAAAGCGCGUGUGGCCAGUAAUAUGCCUGAGUUCUUAGAAAAGUCCUCAGAGAAUGUGAAGGAUUCACUGAUACAAAGUAAAGGACGUGGACCUCAUACCCUCGUCAUAACAUCUUCUGGUAUCCGCACUGCAGACGUGGCUCGAGAACUUAGGGAUAAGACCGACUGUCAUGUGGCGAAACUGAUUGCUAAGCACAUGAAGUUGAAGGCUAACGUCGAGUACAUGAAAAAACACAAUGUCGACAUUGCAAUCAGUACCCCGAUGAGAUUGGGUGACUUGGUAGAUACAGAUGAUGCUCUGAAUCUCAACGCCGUCAAGCUUAUUGUGAUUGAUGCAAGCUACAAAGAUGAGAAGAAUCGUACCAUUUUCGAGCUUAAAGAGCUGGUUGGCCCUCUCAUCGAGUUCCUGAAUAGGCCUGGACUUCAUUCGAGGUAUGGAAAUGGGAUUCAAAUUAUGGUUUUCUGA
Molecule: messenger RNA, 825 nt
Organism: Exophiala bonariae
Lineage: Eukaryota; Fungi; Ascomycota; Eurotiomycetes; Chaetothyriales; Herpotrichiellaceae
Exons: 1
Coding region: 1-825 (274 amino acids)
Cellular component (GO): 90S preribosome; nucleus
Source: RefSeq, a predicted model, not a curated record